Molecule: messenger RNA, 327 nt
Organism: Strongylus vulgaris
Lineage: Eukaryota; Metazoa; Nematoda; Chromadorea; Rhabditida; Strongylidae
Source: the annotation of a GenBank genome assembly
AUGCGUUUGAAAGUUUCUCUACCUCGGACUCCACGUCAUUCAGACACAGUAUCCGCAGUCGGGUGGGCUGGAGGAGAGGAGAUCUAUUCGUACUCAGAUGAUCAUUGUCUAUUGAGAUGGAAUCUCUCUACUAUGGAGGCGACUACGGUAGCCGAAAUGCCAAGAUGGAAUCUCUCCACUAUGGAGGCGACUACGGUAGCCGAAAUGCCAAGUAAUUUGUUUGCAACAUCGAUGCAAUGGUUUCCGAGAACAGGAAAGCGUGACGUUGUCAACGAACUGUUUGUCUUAUCUGGCACUGAUGGCAAGUUUUCAUUUCAUUUUGACUAA